CCUCCUCUCUCCUCUGUCUCCGACGAUCGAACUUAACAAAUCGGCGAGACCAAAAAAAUGCCCGCCAAGUUAACCCUAAAUUCGCACCGCCGUGUCGUCUCCGUAUUUUCCCAGUAGAUGAUCACGUUCAGACUUGGAGCCUUGAUCCGACGCACUGGUUUCCAGAUAUCUUCAAAUCAAUUCCUUGGCUUUUCAGAAUCAUAUGCUUCUAUUCCUAAAUCACGUUUCUUUUCCAAUGGCACCGACGGCGAAAGUGCGCUCUAUCACCAUGCGCGUUUGUUCCGGAAACCACUAUCUACCGGUUUUAAAUCCAACAUUUCGAACUCCGUGAGCCUUAUGGGUUUCGUUGAUCGACCUAUUCGAGUCAUCGACACCGUUGAACCCGAUAGGUUCGGUGUUUCUACUUUGCUUCGAGUGAAAGACCCGCGUGAUCCGAAUCGGAGCUUUAGGAUACCUCUUAGCAUGUGGGACGUGAUGGCAAGGAAGUGUAUUGCGCAUCUGAAGCCAAAUGAUUUCAUACUUGUAUCAGGCCGCCUUGUUUCUUCUAGUAGCUUAGGUGUAGAUUACCAGGUUAAAGUGACAGAGGUGAAUUAUGUGAUGGCUCCUCCAAGUCAUGUCUUAGAUUCUCAGAUACCCCAAAAGCCAAAAUCAGAAACAGUGUCUCUUAAAUUAGCGAGAGAAGAUGGUAUAGAAGAAUCAAAGAAUGGUAAGAUUCACUUGUGGGAAGCUUUCUUUGCGAAUCCAUAUAAAUGGUGGGACGACAGGAGAGGGAAGAAGAACCCGAGGCAGCCUGACUUCAAGCAUAAAGAUACAGGGGAAGCUCUCUGGCUUGACUCAGAUACACCGGUUUGGGUUACUAUACAACUUGAAUUGUUCAACAAGAGAGAAGCAGAUGGUACACAAGAAUCAGAGAAUCGCAAGAUUCAAUUGUGGCAAGCUUUCUUUGCGAGUCCAUAUGAAUGGCGGGACAAGAGGAGGAACAAGAAGAACACGAGGCAGCCUGACUUCAAGCACAAAGAUACAGAAGAAGGUCUCUGGCUCGACUCAGAUACACCGGCUUGGGUUACUAGACGACUCGAAUUGUUGGACCAGAGAGAAGCAGAUGGUGUAGAAGAAUCCAACAAUGAUGAGAUUUACUUGUGGCAAGUCUUCUUUACGAAUCCAGACGAGUGGUGGGACAACAGGAGAGAUAAGAAGAACCCAAAGCAGCCUGACUUCAAGCAUAAAGAUACAGGUGAAGCUCUCUGGCUUGGGUCAGAUACACCGGUCUGGGUUACUAGACAAAUUGAAUUGCUCGACCAGAGAAACGCAGACGCAAACGCAAACAAACCCAGACAUGAGCCUGGUUACAAGAGUUGUCUAGCCGAUUGGGUUUAGGAGGAGUUGUGUUAUUGGGAUAUCGUAAAGUGUGAUUUAAUAGUAAACACUACCAAAUUAAAAUCCGUAUAAGUACACACGCCCUAAAAUGAAAUAGCAUCAAGAAGAAUCGAACUUGUAAAAGUAUCGAUAUCAAAAUUGCAUUUCAAAUUUUCGUCUUUUUUUCUCAUCAUUUUGGAAUAUGAAUUACUUUAGGUUGGCUCGAACUAUCUUACAGACCGAGUUAUAUAUAUUUGAUGGAACCCAAAUGUUUGCAGCUUUUCGUUCGGCUCGGUGGUGGAUAAUUCUCGGGUCAGUGUUUACCCACCACGGUUCGAAUAGCAUGCACCAAACAAGACAAGAAUCUACUUCGACAUAUGCAUGUGUGUGUAUAUAUAUAUAUAUAUACGAAGUCAAUCGAGGUAUUAUAAAAUACCUUUUUGCUUUGUUUUAUCUGAUACUCUAAUACGCUUAGAUUCUCAUGCU
Molecule: messenger RNA, 1842 nt
Organism: Thlaspi arvense
Lineage: Eukaryota; Viridiplantae; Streptophyta; Magnoliopsida; Brassicales; Brassicaceae
Source: the annotation of a GenBank genome assembly